Raphanus sativus (radish) is the source of this 859-nucleotide messenger RNA. Its product is annotated as dirigent protein 2. The coding region runs from base 167 to 736 and encodes 189 amino acids. The record is from RefSeq and is a predicted model, not a curated record. Lineage: Eukaryota; Viridiplantae; Streptophyta; Magnoliopsida; Brassicales; Brassicaceae. The transcript has a single exon.
CUCUAUGGCAGCUUCAAGAGACAAAAAAAAAAAAAAAAAAGAAAGUAACGGUGUAGUUAUGUUGUGAAAGUAGUGGUUAUACCAAAACACUAAUCUAACUUUAAAAACCAAAGAUGUUUGUUAUAAAAACAGAUAGAAACUCCUCUUGUAUUUGUUUUUCUCCAUCAUGCUAACUAGAAUCAUCUUUCUCAUCGCCGUUGCUACUUCUGUUAUUGUCGUUCUUGUACUCGUUUUAUUCUCCCCCGUUCCUGAUUACGAUCCACCAGAAUCACUCUUCUCCUUCUCCCUUUAUGUUCAGCAAACCCAAAUCCCGUCCUCCUCCUAUGUCUCUCGCAGGUCAAUUCAACGCAUGACCGGUACCCACAGCAGAAGGGACGGAGGAGGAGCAUUGAUUUUCCGACGUACGCUCACAGAAGGACCGGAUAACAAUUCUCGGAUCGUGGGCAAAGCUGAGGGAUUUAUAAUCCCGCAUGAAGACUUUGCUAACUCGGAUUUUAACGUGAUAUAUUUGACGCUAGAGACUCCUGAGUGCACGGGGAGUGUUAGUAUUAGAAGCAGAAACAUGGCGCAAAAACUGGAAGAGGUUAUGGAGGUUGUCGGAGGGACAGGAGCUUUUGCCUUUGCUCGCGGAAUUGCCAUGUUCGCUGAAGUUGGUGAAGAGCAAGAAGUUGUAACCACUUACCGUGUUAAACUUCUGCUUAAAUUUCCACAUACUUUUAAAAUCGAUCCGCAGUGACGGACACUUUUUUUACAUAUUUGUAUAUAAAUAAAUUUAUAUACGCAUUAAUUAAAUGUAGGACCAAAAUUGAUUAUUUCAUAGAGUUAUUUGAGAAUCUGUUUUUGAUUGUCUUACAUUUAA